This is a messenger RNA of Cajanus cajan (pigeon pea), 1464 nucleotides long. The record is from RefSeq and is a predicted model, not a curated record. NCBI's taxonomy places the organism in Eukaryota, Viridiplantae, Streptophyta, Magnoliopsida, Fabales, Fabaceae.
CCCUUCAAACCUACUUCUAUCGCUAGAAAGAUGAUUAAAACGCAGAAGACGCAAGUGAUUAUAGGGAUGCACACAUGGGCAGAAGCAGCUUCAGUGGCUGAAUUAGGACGCAAAACUCGAGUUCCUGUCAUAUCCUUCGCAGAACCUGCCAUUACCCCACCAUUGAUGCCAAUUCACUGGCCUUUUUUGGCAAGAAUGGCCUACAAUGGUACUGCAUAUGCACAAUGUGUUGCAGAUAUGGUGCAUGCUUAUAGUUGGCAGAGAGUAGUAGUCAUCUAUGAAGGUGAUGCCAAUGGUGGAGAUUAUGGGAUGCUAGCACUGCUUUCCGAGACCCUCCAGGAUGUUGGUUCAAUGAUUGAGUACCGCUUAGCUCUUCCAUCACCUUCUAAUCUGCGUAAUCCUGGAGAGUUCAUUCGUGAAGAGCUGUUUAAGUUAGUUGAAAAUACACAAUCCAGGGUUUUCAUUGUUCUGCAAUCAUCAUUAGAAAUGGUGAUCCAUUUGUUCAGAGAAGCUUCACAAAUGGGACUUGUGGAUGCCGAAUCAGCUUGGAUAAUCCCAGAGAGUAUAACAAAUUUACUGGACUCUGUGAACAAGUAUGAUAUUUCCUACAUGGAAGGUGCUUUAGGAAUCAAGACCUACUACUCAGAAAGUAGCAGUGAGUAUCAAGAUUUUGAGGUUAAGUUCCGGAAAUCUUUUCUGGCCAAGUAUCCUGAGGAGGAUAAUCGCAACCCGGGAUUUUAUGCUCUCCAAGCAUAUGAUAGCAUUAAAAUUGUUGCACAAGCAAUAGAUAGAAUGGCCAGUGGCAAUGGUAGUAGCAAAAACACUUUGCUAAGAGAAGUACUGUCAAGCAAUUUCCUUGGCUUAAGUGGAGAAAUUCAAUUUGAAGCAGGACAUCUCUUGAAGAAUCCUACCUUAAGGAUUGUGAAUGUAGAUAGGAAGAGUUACAGAGAAUUAGACUUUUGGACUCUAGAACAUGGGUUCAACAACAGCUUACCUACAAAACAAGGUUCAACUAGUGUUUCUAGGAACACGGAAAGAUUAAGUGGAUUAGUAUUAUGGCCAGGGAAAGUAAUAGGAUUUCCAAAGGGCUGGAAUCUGCCUACUAAAAAAAAUCCAAUGAGAAUAGCGGUUCCUCGAAGAACCUCCUUUUCCAAGUUUGUCAAGGUUGAUCAUGACGAGCUUACAAAUUCAUAUAAAUAUAGUGGAUUCUGCAUUGAAAUUUUUGAGAAGGUGUUAGGCCUUUUGGAUUAUGAUUUACCAUAUGACUUUUAUCCCAUCAAUGGAACCUAUCCCGAACUGGUUCAACUUGUCUAUAACAAGGUAAAGCCUUAUUACUCAAUCUACCGUGUCCCUUAUUUCUUGUAUAUAUUGUUAAAUAUGCUUUUAGUUUCCUCACAUCACACUCCACAAAUAGAAAUGGUCAAUAUUCAGUGUUCUCCAACGUUUUAUAUCCUACCUUCAUGA